Emiliania huxleyi CCMP1516 is the source of this 2865-nucleotide messenger RNA. RefSeq lists its product as hypothetical. The transcript is spliced from 15 exons. The record is from RefSeq and is a predicted model, not a curated record. Gene Ontology annotation, molecular function: inositol hexakisphosphate kinase activity; diphosphoinositol pentakisphosphate kinase activity; 5-diphosphoinositol pentakisphosphate 1-kinase activity. NCBI's taxonomy places the organism in Eukaryota, Haptophyta, Isochrysidales, Noelaerhabdaceae. Bases 682 to 2865 code for a protein of 727 amino acids. Gene Ontology annotation, biological process: inositol phosphate biosynthetic process; inositol metabolic process.
UGUAUAUGCGACUUCACGCGAGCAUCCUCGCCGCGUUCCACCUCCUCCGGCGCUGGCUCACGCGGGUCGUUGGCCCGCGCGCUGCGGCACUACUCCGCCACGUCCACGCUGCCACCGAGCCCCGCGCCGCUUCGAUCGCUGGCCGGCUUGGCCGCAUGUUUGUGCGGGUCAUGGGACCGAGCGCCGCAGUGGCCGCUCAUCACGUGCCCGAGGCGCCCGAGCGGGAGCACAGCGCGGAGCGGCUCGCUGCGCAGUCGCACCUUCGCCGGUCGAUCAUUCCGAGCACAGUCACGCGCCGGAUCUCUGACGGGCCAAUCACGAUUGGCGUCUGCUGCAUGGCCAAGAAGGCCAAGUCGGGGCCGAUGCUCGAGACGCUGGACCGACUGCAGGCCUUCCGCGCCGACGGGCACGCCGAGUUCGCGGUCGUGUCCUUCGACGAGCGCAUGCUGCUCGAGGAGCCGGUCGAGUCGUGGCCCGUGUGCGAGGCGGGUUAACUAGUUAUUAAUUAGUUAUCCGUUAUUGAGUAGUGACUGAUUAGAAUUCGUCGUGGCCCGUGUGCGAGGCGCUGAUCGCCUUCCUUCUCAGCGGGCGCUGAUCGCCUUCUUCUCGGCGGGCUUCCCGCUGCAAAAGGCGCAGGCGUACGCCACGCUCCGCAAGCCGUUCGUGUUCAACGACCUGCAGAUGCAAGAGGUGCUCUUCGACCGGCGCGCCAUCUACGCAAAGCUCGAGGGGGUAGGGGUGCCCGUUCCGAAGCACGUCGUGCUCGAGCCGGGCAGCGCUGUGGUCGACGAGCAGGAGGACUACAUCGAGGAGGACUACAUCGAGGUGGACGGCGCCAGGCUGCAGAAGCCAAUCGUCGAGAAGCCAAUCUCAGGCGAGGAGGAAGACCACGACAUCCGCAUCUACUACCCGCGCUCCGCCGGCGGCGGCUCGAAGCGGCUCUUCCGCAAGGUUGGCGACAAGGCGUCCCAGUUCUACCCCGACGAGCAUGAGUCGCGCGCCACGUCGGGCGAGGCGUACAUCUACGAGGAGCUGCUUCAGACCGAGGGGACGGACGUAAAGGUGCACGCACACCAGGAGUACGCCCAGCACCGACCACCCGCAGCGCGCAAGUCGCCGGUCGUGGACGGCAAGGUGAUUCGCAACGCGCGCGGCAAGGAGCUGCGCUACCCGCUCAUCCUCAACAACGACGAGAAGGAGAUCGCGCGAAAGGUGGUCCUCGCCUUUGGCCAGACGCUGUGCGGGUUCGACCUGCUCCGAUCGGAGGGCCGCUCGUACGUCUGCGACGUCAACGGCUGGUCCUUCGUCAAGGACUCGCACAAGUUCUGGGCCGACUCGGCCAACCUCCUCCGCCAGUACUGCCUGCACGCCAUCUGCGCGGGAGACACCGCCCACCGUCCCCUCCCCUGCACGCCUCGCAAGGUGCCGCCGCCCAACCGGACGAUAAGAGACUCGGUGCUGCAAGACGUGGUGCCGCCCCGCGCCUCGCUGCAAGCGCCGACCGGCGCCGAGGAGUCGGAGCUGCUCUGCGUGAUCGGGCUGACGAGGCACGGCGACCGGACGCCGAAGCAGAAGCUAAAGAUGAAGACCACGGAGCCGCGCCUGCUCGCGCUGCUCGGCAAGAACAAGGACGCGCGCGCGGAGCUGAAGAUCAAGAAGAUCCGCGCCAUGGAGGAGCUCACCCAGAUCGUCUCGCGGCUUGUGGAGGAGAAGCUGCGCGCGGCGGACCCGUCCUCGGACAGGCACGAGGAGGACCUCGACAAGCUCCUCACGCUGACUCAGGUGCUGCAGUCGCACCCGUUCUCCGGCAUCAACCGCAAGGUCCAGAUCAAGCCCUCGAAGUGGGCUGCUGUACCGGAGGCGGGCUCAGCGGACGGCGGCGCCGCGCCCCCAGCCUCGCGCGAGGCGCUCUUCAUCCUCAAGUGGGGAGGCGAGCUGACGGCGCUCGGGGAGGCGCAGGCCGAGUACCUUGGCGCCAAGUUCCGCAACUCGCUCUACCCGGGGGACGAGGUUGGCGGCGGGGGGUUAAUUCAGAGUCACUCCACCUGCAGGCACGACCUCAAGAUCUACUCCUCGGAUGAGGGGCGCGUGCAGACGACGGCCGCCGCCUUCACCAAGGGCUUCCUCGACCUCGAGGGCGCCCUCCCCCCCAUCCUCGCCUCACUCGUCUCCAAGGACAAGUCGGCGACGGCCAUGCUCGACGACACGAACGAGCAGGGCCGCCUCGGCAUGGACAGAUCAAAGGCGGCAUACCCCCCCCCACACAUACCUCCCCCGCAUCUCCCCCACAUCUCCCCCACAUCUCCCCCACAUCUCCCCCACAUCUCCCCCACAUCUCCCGCGCCAGGCGCCCUCGACGGCGGCGGAGGGCGGCCUCGCCUCCGACUCCCUCCUCUCCGCCUGGCUGAGCGAGAAUGCAAAGGCGCCGCGCCAGGCGCUCGAGCGGCUGCACCAGCUAGUCGAGGAGCUCGAGCGGGAGCUACGCGGGGAGAUAUGGGGAGAUUUGGGUGUGAGUUAGGCGAGACGCCGCACCUCCAGCUCGGCCGGUGGGCGCAGCUGCACAAGGACCUGUACAGCUCGCGCAAGGAAGUGUUUGACACCUCAAAGGUGCCAGACAUCUACGACAAUGCGCUGUACGACAUGGUCCACAACGAGCACCUCGGGCUGCAGGCCCUAGCCGCGCCGGCUCCGAGAAGGGCUUUGCCGCGCUUGUUCCGCGCCUCGCGCACGCUCGCGUCGUACGUGGUGCCGCAGGAGUACGGCAUCGAGCCGGAGGACAAGGUGACGGUCGGCCUGCAGAUCGCGUGGCAGAUGCUCGCCAAGCUGCUGCAGGACAUGCUUGAGAACGGAGGAGCGGUUGCCUAG